This is a messenger RNA of Bombyx mori (domestic silkworm), 4153 nucleotides long. Its product is annotated as akirin protein. Gene Ontology annotation, biological process: positive regulation of innate immune response; positive regulation of transcription by RNA polymerase II. NCBI's taxonomy places the organism in Eukaryota, Metazoa, Arthropoda, Insecta, Lepidoptera, Bombycidae. Gene Ontology annotation, molecular function: transcription coregulator activity. The transcript is spliced from 4 exons. The record is from RefSeq and is a predicted model, not a curated record. Bases 873 to 1604 code for a protein of 243 amino acids. Gene Ontology annotation, cellular component: nucleus; chromatin.
CAUAUACUUUGUCAGGGGCACACCGAAAGACACUGGAUACCUUUCAUACAGAAAAGGUUACAUAUGUACUAUUCCCGAAGGAUAUAAGUUUUAAACCGUCAUCCAGCAUAAGAACUCGGUCUAUAUCGGGCGACUAUACAUACGCAAGAAGCUUAAAAUUUAAAGUUUAAAAAAAUUUAUGUUUAAAAUCCAAAAUUUACAAAAUGUAUUUAGUUAUUAUUUUAUACAUUUAUUAGGUAUACAUGUUUCAUUCGUAGAUAGCCUCUUGCCACGUUGUAUUCCGGAAACGUGAAUUGACUACGUUUAAAAUUAAUUAAUUAUAAAUUAUGGAAUUACAUUUAAAUAUAUAUUAUACGGAUACAACUAGCCAAUCAUUUAAAUAGCUAGGAUGGGAAACGAACUUACGCCUUACCAGAAACUGUAAGGCUAGAAAAAGCCACAGAAACUUUCGCCUUGGUUUUUAUAGGAAUAGGCUCAGUCGGGAACGAUUUACGAAAACAGAUUGUGGUAUUCGAUAGUUAAGUCGUUUGGAAAUACUGAGACUUUCUUAAAUUGUUAUUUUUUAUCUGUGGUUCUGUUGCUGCAGUUGGUACGUCUUUCAUUUUGACACGACAUUUCGACAACAAAAUAACAAAAGAUCAAAAUAAAUUCAAUUGAGUGAAGUUGCUGCAGCCGGGUAAACGAAGGUGCAAAAUAAUCUUUUUAAAUUUAAAACAUCGGACUUUACUGUAACUUGAAAACGAAUUGUAUAUUUUUUUCGUGUAUUACCUGUAUGGGGCUUAAUAUUAUUUUUCAUUUUCUUAUAUUCGUAAUUAAAACAAAUUCGUUGACAUAUACGUAAACCAGAGGAUUUCGUUGGGCGUAAAAAGAAAAUGGCGUGUGCUACAUUAAAAAGAAAUCUGGAUUGGGAGUCUAAGGCGCAAUUACCUACAAAGAGAAGAAGAUGUUCACCAUUUGCAGCAAGUCCAAGCACAAGUCCUGGGUUAAAAACAUCAGAAUCGAAACCAUCUUCAUUUGGAGAAUCCGUUAGUGCACCUGUGAAAAUUACCCCAGAACGCAUGGCACAAGAGAUUUAUGAUGAGAUUAAACGACUGCAUAGACGUGGACAGCUGCGCCUGGCCAACGGCUCUGCUGCAUCAUGCUCAUCAUCAAGUGGAUCCGAAGGAGACUGUUCACCGCCUCAUCAAUCAGCUCAUGGCCCACAACGUGCCCGCACUCGUGCACUAUUCACUUUUAAACAGGUUCGUAUGAUCUGUGAGCGAAUGCUCCAUGAUCAGGAGGUGGCUCUACGUGCUGAGUAUGAGUCUGUACUCAGCACCAAGCUUGCUGAACAGUAUGAAGCCUUUGUGAGGUUCAACCUGGAUCAGGUGCAGCGCCGACCCCCGCCCAGCACGUGCAUGUCGCUCGGUAUGGACGCCGAACACAUGCACCAGGACCUCGUACCCAGCUGUGAGUAUUUGUUACAAAGUUGUCCUUUUACACAAGCUCUUGCCCGUGGAUACCAUUUGGUUCUCUGCUUUGUGAAAAAAUGUUACUUCAAAAAAAUGGUUUUACCUUUGUUAUUGAGGUUUGGGCCUCUUAUGUUAACUUCAUGUACAAGGUGAAGUAAUUAAAACACACAUAUGUUUAUUGACAGUUCUCAGGAUCAAAAUUAUAGUAUCACUGUACAUACAAUAUAUGCUUGCUGUUUGCAUACUGAAUAGGUGUCGCUCUUUACUAUAUAAUUGCUUCACGUAUAGUCUCGCUUCGCGUUCUUGUAUUCGGUUUGAUUAUUGUCGCACCUUUGUUCUUGUGCAUAUAGGCCCCUUAGUAUGGUGCGAUUUAUGAUACGACCUCAAUCAAUAUCGUUCGUCUACCCUCAUUUAGAUGACGUUAUUGUGCUAUUUUUUGGUUGUUAGGGCCACUAAUUGAUAAGAGAUGGCUCCAGUGCCAAUAGGUGCGAAUUUUACAAUUAUAAUCACAAAAGCAAGCAGUUUCACAUUGUAAAAUUUUCCGGAUAUUGAUAUCUUUGUCUUAUCCUUUAAUUAUAUGAUUUAUUAAGUAAAAAACAAAAGAAAUGUGUACUGUUAAAACAAUCACAAUCCUAGAUUUUCGAUUUUCUGUAAUAGUUCAUUGUAAUAUAGUUUUACCAGAGACGUCUUAAGAUUUCUACAUCACUGAAAAGUAACUUAAGGUUCAGAUAAAUUCAAGCUGACACUGAUAUUGAUAAUCAUAAAUGUAGUUUAAAAACUAAAAAGACACAUAAAUAGCAAAUCGAGCUAACUAUUGAAGUUGUUGUGGCCUUAAGCAUAAAACGCUUGGUGCUUACCAAGGGAUGCACAAUAAACACAUAAUAAAAUUGUGUUAACAAACAUUUAGAGUUUUUUGUCCACUGAUAAUAAAGUAUUAUGCUUUACCUAUAUAAAAAUAAUUUAUUAUUUUAUAAAGAGUAGAGUUCAUCCAUACUACCUGGAGCCACUGCGGUCAUCCACAGUGCGUUUCCAGAGAUCUUUUUUGCCACGUACCAUCCGGCUAUGGAAUGAGCUCCCCUCCACGGUGUUUCCCGAGCGCUAUGACAUGUCCUUCUUCAAACGAGGCUUGUGGAGAGUAUUAAGCGGUAGGCAGCGGCUUGGCUCUGCCCCUGGCAUUGCUGAAGUCCAUGGGCGACGGUAACCACUCACCAUCAGGUGGGCCGUAUGCUCGUCUGCCUACAAGGGCAAUAAAAAAAAAAAAAAAAAAAUCGGUUUUCAGAUCUGUCCUAAUAACAACAUGAGGCGGAAACGUGGUGUGACGCCGCCAAUAUAUCAAGACAAACAUAUUUUCGUAUAUGUGAAUAAUGUAUGCGGGAGAAUAAGUAUCUUAACAAAUGAAGACAUUGUGAUUGCGGCGGAGUUCGACUGGGACUUGUAUUGUUUGAUGCACUAGUAAAAAAAUGUAAUACAAAUGACCAACUACAGAAUUUUCAACAUAUUGACAGAAAUUUGUCAUGUUACAAACUUUACUUAGUGUAUAAAAUUUUAUUAUACACAUUAACUGUUGAAAUGUACAUUUUAUUCAAAGUCUGUACCACUAAAAGUGUAAAAAGAAGUUUAAUGCAUUCUCUGCAAUGUUGCAAGUUAAAUUAUUCUUAAGAAUAAGAUAAAUUUGUAUAAAUACAGAGAUGAUAUUAAGAGUAAGCAGUUUGUUUGCGUGCAUUGUUAACACAAUAUUUUGUCCUGGUUGAAUUCCGUGGUUCAUGCCACAUAAACAUAAUUAGCUUAUAACGCUUUAGAUAAGGUUCGCUGGAUAAUUGUGUUCAUAGACUGGGACGAUGGCGACUGCGUUCGCUAUAAAGUAUUGAUUUAAACGUAUGCCACGCAUUUGAAUUGAAAAUUGUACUGAGAUGUUAUUAAUGUUUAAAAAAAAAACUGGUCUUUUGUUAACAAUAUGGCCAAUGUUAUGGUCAUUGUUGUAUAUGUCAUAGUAAUUUGACAAGUAGGAUUUGAAUUUUCGAAUCAAAAAUAUAUACAAACGUUUUAUAUUUACGUUUUCUAAACAAACGGACCUGUAGUUUAGUAUAUAAUAACAUGAUAAAUUCACGCAGAGUGCCUCUUUAAAUCAUUGUCCUCAAGAGUUUGUGAAUUAGUUAGCCAUAAUUAUUUUGAAUGGUAUGAUUUACUUUUUUAUUGUAUUUUAAUGUUGUCGAAUUAUAGUUAUAGUUUUUUUUUUCGUCGUUGCUAGUAGUUGCAAAUGCGACAAGCUUCGACGGAAUGGCCUUCGUAUCAGAUGUCUGGUAAUUUGUAAUCUAAUGUAUUUGUAAAAUGGUCAUGGCCGAAAUUUAUCACUCAUUUUUUGUGUUUUAUUCAUACUGAUACACGGCUUACUAGAAAAUUAAUAAUUAAUUAGCUUUAUUUAAGACUUUCUAAGUUAUUUUUUUGCUCUCAAUAAUGCACCGUUUUAGCUAAUGUCGCCGCACACGGAUUCUGCGCGACACAUUGACAAACAUUAUUGGGAUUUGUUUUAUAUUAUUGUUUAGUUAAAAAAAAACAUUUUGAUUGAAUACGAAAACGAUGAUUUGUUACCAAGCAUUAUUCAAUGAAAAUAGGAUAGGAUUUUUUUAAAUUGUAUUAUCAGCUCAUUAUUAGUAGGUUAUUGGCGUUUAAGAACUGAAAUUAAAUUAGCUAAACACCCAGAA